Molecule: messenger RNA, 774 nt
Organism: Rotaria sordida
Lineage: Eukaryota; Metazoa; Rotifera; Eurotatoria; Philodinida; Philodinidae
Source: the annotation of a GenBank genome assembly
AUGGAAAAAAAGAAGGUGCCUUUGACGUUUACAAUUGAUUUUUUUGAAGAUUAUAUCAAUCAAUAUUCACCAUUAGUAGUUGAUGGAUAUUAUUGUAAACUUUAUGAAUUAAGAUUAAAAGAUUUAAUUGCUUACAAUCGACAAUGUAAAGAACAAGAAACUCGAUUAAUUAAAGAUCAAUCAAUUAAUAAUUGUUUAUCUGAAGAACAAUUAUAUAAAGAAUAUAUAAAUCAUGGAAGAGGAGAACGAACAAAAUUUCAAUCUCAAGAAAUUUUAAUAAAUAAUUAUAAAAAACAAUCUAAUAAUACAUCAUUAAAAACAAAUCGAAUUAUUACAUCAAAUAAUAUUCCAACAUUAAUAGAACAUCGAUCAAAAUGUACUUUAAAAACUAAAUUACCUCCAAUAUCAACAAAACAUCAACGUAUAAUUAGUGCACCAAUAUCUUAUCGGAAAAAUAGAAAUAAAAUUCCAACAAUUCCAAUUGAUUAUCCAGAUGAAACUUUAUCAAAAGCUAAUAAUCAUUCAUUUACACAAGUUACAUCAUCAUCAUCAUCAUCACAAAAUGAUCAAAAUAAAAGACAUAAACAUGCUCGACAAUCGAUACUUGAGACAAUAAUGACACAUCUUGAUUCUUAUAAAUCAGCUAAUAUUUCUAACAGAUCUACUUAUGAAACUAUUGAACAUAAAUUUUCAUCGAGUUUUGCACCGAAUGUCUAUCAAAAUUUUGAACGUAUUGUUGUUCAAGAAAAAAAAUCAAUGAAUUGUGCAUUGUAA